AUUUUACUUUAAAAAUUGAAUUAGUAAUCUACUAGUAGUGUAUAAUUUUUUUUGCUCUGUUGAAUGAUAGGUUUACAAUUCUUCCGUAAUACUUGUUAGCAAACUUCUUACUGUCCCAUUACCUGAACAUUUCGAUUCAUUUCAUGUGCUUAUUAUGCCUCCAUAAACAGUUUCUUUUUCUCUGUUUCUUUUCUUUUAAGUAUCAAAGUGUGAACAGGUCUCCUUGAUCCUCAUUUUUAAGUUUCACCUACAUGAUAAAUUGAGUGAUAGAAGUAAUGGUACUGGUGGAGAACAUCAUUGCAAAUGAUAUAAAAAUUGUUUCAUUAAUCUUUAUCUUGGCUUCACUGUGAUCAUUUUUGACAUCAUGAUGGAUUCUGAUGGAGGGUUCAUUCAACUUGUCUAUGCAUGCACUUGUGCUUAUUCGGAUGGAGUUAUUUUUGAGCUGCAUGAAUUGAAAUUAUCAAGAAACCAUUUGACUAGAAGGAUUCCCCCAGAUAUUGGCCAAAUGAGACAGUUGGAAUCACUUGAUCUUUCACACAACAUGCUUUUAGGCCAGCUUCCUCCAAGCAUGUCCUAGUUAUAUUCUCAGAGCAAAUUGGACCUGUCAUAUAACAACUUUUUUGGGAGAAUUCCAUCCAGCACCCAAUUGCGGAGCCUUCCUGCUUCUGCAUUUGUUGGUAAUCCUGCACUCUGUGGACUUCCUUUACCAUAAACAUGCCCCACUGAUGAAAAAUCUACCAAUGGUGGUGUCAAAUACAAUCAACAAGAUGAAGAUGAAUUUUGGAAAGCAUUUAAAUCCAGUAUGGAACUUGGUGUGGCUUUCAGCUUUUUAAGUGUUCAGGCUUUCAAGUUAGAUCAUCCAUGGAAACAUGUUUCUUUCUUGCUAUUCAACUACAUGAAGGUCUACCUCAGCAGCUUGAAGGACUAUGUCUGUUUGAUUGUGGCAGCACUUUGUUUGGUGAUAACAGUUAAUGCUACCAGAUUGUGAAGAAAGUUUAAGUUUUAGGAACCAUCCUUCGUUUCUUUGAGCAUGGAGAGGAAGUACAAGAUGCUUCUUCAAAACCUUCUAGGAUUUAACUUCUCUUGGAAGGUGAUUCACCGGCUUUCUUCUCAGCGUCCAGUGUCUUCAGGGCAACUGUUAUAUUCCUUUGUUGUGUGUGAAGAAUCCUGAUUUGAUUGUGUGUUUAUGGUUUUAUGUAUGUUUAAUUUCAUCAUCUAGUCUGUAAGGAAUGAAGAACAAGCUGCGUGCAGUCAAAAUAAUAAUAUCAAAGCCUGAAU
This is a messenger RNA of Rubroshorea leprosula, 1278 nucleotides long. NCBI's taxonomy places the organism in Eukaryota, Viridiplantae, Streptophyta, Magnoliopsida, Malvales, Dipterocarpaceae. The record is from the annotation of a GenBank genome assembly.